AUGAUGUUAACACAGUUACAGAAUGUUAAUCAAGUCACGCUUGAGCCUCUGCUCCGUCCAGUAUUUCCAAAAGCAACAGAAAUACUUUUUUAUACAGGCAAUACAUUAUCAAUACCCAAAUUAACGAAGAAAACCAAUAAAAAUCUAACCGAAGAGAUCAUUGAAUAUAUUUCAAUGGUACUACAAAAAAUGAGGAUCGAGAUGAACGAAGCAAAAUUUCAAAAUGAAAAAUAUGUGAAGUUUUUACCUACAUCUGAUGAAACAUCCGUAACAAGUAAUCAUAAUAGUACUACUUCUGGUAACGAGCAAUUAUCUCGAGAAGAUUUGAAAUAUUCUGUUAAAAUAUUUCUUCGUUCACUAGAUCCUGAAUUAUUACAUCAAACAAUUAAUACAGUUUUAAAUCAAUUGAAAGAAAAUUACUUAGAAAGUAUAAUGAUUUCACUGCCGAAUUCUGGUGUACAAAUAGCAUUGAAUGAAUUUUUACCAUUAUGGCAUGUUAUUGAAGAUUAUAUCGAUAAACAGAAGAUUUUAUCAGCUGGUGUUUGUGAUUUUAUGCUUCCAUUAUUAUCUGAUUUCUAUGAUUCUUGUAAACACAAACCAUGUACGAAUCAAAUUAAUUUGAAUGUUUGUUGUGCGAUUCCUGAAGACUUGAAUAAAUAUGCCAAAGAACAUAAUAUUCAACUGUUAACACAUAGUGAUCCAAUCGAUGUUCUCAAUGAAACAGAUUUUCAAGGAGUUAUUCAAAAAUAUUCUCAUGAAUAUGAUUCGAUGAAUUGGAAACCUCUAUGUAUUGUUCGUUAUAGUUCUAUUAUUACUAAACGAGGAAUUAUUAAAACAAAAGGAUUUUUUAUAUAUUCUAAACGAGAACUACGUAUGAAUAAAAACUGA
Rotaria socialis is the source of this 888-nucleotide messenger RNA. NCBI's taxonomy places the organism in Eukaryota, Metazoa, Rotifera, Eurotatoria, Philodinida, Philodinidae. The record is from the annotation of a GenBank genome assembly.